AUGAAAAAUGUCAAUCUCUAUCACUUCUGUUCAUAUAUAUCUGUCUAUCUAUCCCCCGUCUCUCUCUCUCCCCUUCUCUCCCCCUCUCCCUCUCUCUCUCUGUCAUUCUGCUCUUAUCUAUCUAUCUAUCUCCGUUUGAUCUUAUCUACCUAUUUCAGUCAGUUGAUCUAUCUAUCUAUCUAUCUAUCUAUCUAUCUAUCUAUCUACCUAUCUAUCUAUCAACAUCUCUUUAUUAUCUAUUUAUCUAUCUACAUCUUUCAUUAUCUAUCUCACUCUGUUCAUAUCUAUCUAUCUAUCUAUCUAUCUAUCUAUCUAUCUAUCUAUCUAUCUAUCUAUCUCAGGCUGUUCAUAUCUAUCUAUCUAUCUAUCUAUCUAUCUAUCUAUCUCAGGCUGUUCAUAUCUAUUCUAUCUAUCUAUCUAUCUGUUCAUCUAUCUAUCUAUCUAUCUAUCUAUCUAUUCUAUCAUAUCUAUCUAUCUAUCUAUCUAUCUAUCUAUCUAUCUAUCUCAGGCUUUUCAUAUGAAUCUAUCUAUCUAUCUAUCUAUCUAUCCAUCCGUCCAUCUUUCUCAAUAAAUUCUAUCUAUCUAUCUAUCUAUCUAUCUAUCUAUCUAUCUAUCUAUCUAUCUAUCUAUCUUCAUUAUGUAACUAUCUAUUUCUCUCAGUAUAUUCCUAUCUAUCUAUCUAUCUAUCUAUCUAUCUAUCUAUCUAUCUAUCUAUCUAUCUAUCUAUCUAUUUCUCUCAGUAUAUUCCUAUCUAUCUAUCUAUCUAUCUAUCUAUCUAUCUAUCUAUCUCAAUCAGUUAAUAAUUCUCUAGUUUUUUUUACCCCCUCUCGAUACUAUCUUUUCGGAAACUAUUCAACUGGAAUGCCCACCCCACCCUACCCCACCACUCGCUACGCGACAAAACCUUCGCAUUUUUCUCUCGAUAUUUGUUCUCUGGUUGGUCACAUCUCUGGUUGGUCAUAUCUUCCUCCACACCUCCUCUAUCUGACUCAUCUAUCUAUCUAUCUAUCUAUCUAUCUAUCUAUCUAUCUAUCUAUCUCAAUCACUCUAUUAUAUAUCUAUUCCAUUGUCUUUAUCUCUUUCAGUUAUUAUAUUUCCCUAUCUCAAUCUCUUUGUAUAGAUGUACCUAUCUCUCUAUAUCUCUCUAUAUGUCUUCCUGUCCCUCUCUUUCUCUAUCGGUUUAUCAAUUUCUGUCUAUCUCUCUAUCGAAAUCUCACACUCUAUCUGCAUCUCUUUCUAUCUAUCUCUCAAUCUUUAUAUCUCUUUCCUCUUGUUGUCUGUCGUUAUUUGUCUUUCUUUCAUUCUGUCGCGCUCUCUCUCUCUCUCUCUCUAUCAGACGCUCUUUCUAUCUCUUACGAAGUCAUUAUCUUUCUAUCGUUCUUUUAUGCAUUUCUCUGUCUGUUUUUCCCUCUGUCUCAGUCUAUGUCACUCUCUCUGUAUCUAUCUAUAUAUGUAUCUAUCCCUUUCUGUCUGUGUUCUCUCUCUCUCUCCUCUCUCUCUCUCUCUCUCUCUCUCUCUCUCUCUCAAGCUGACCCGGCGUCUUUCACCAACUCUCGUAUCUAUCUAUCUAUCUAUCUAUCACAUUCUGUUCAGAUUUAUCUAUCUCAACUCUCUCUCUCCCGAGUGAAAUGGAUAAUUUCCCUAUGCCUUUCGUUUUCUUAA
Molecule: messenger RNA, 1662 nt
Organism: Acanthosepion pharaonis
Lineage: Eukaryota; Metazoa; Mollusca; Cephalopoda; Sepiida; Sepiidae
Source: the annotation of a GenBank genome assembly